This is a messenger RNA of Leptopilina boulardi, 1161 nucleotides long. RefSeq names its product putative coiled-coil domain-containing protein 144C. The transcript is spliced from 5 exons. Lineage: Eukaryota; Metazoa; Arthropoda; Insecta; Hymenoptera; Figitidae. The coding region runs from base 19 to 1161 and encodes 380 amino acids. The record is from RefSeq and is a predicted model, not a curated record.
UCUUCCGAAUUUGAUGAUAUGCAGAAUAUUCCACUAGAUAAUGCAAAUUCAAGUAAUAAUUCUUCAUCAAAAUGCAAAUCCGCAAAAGAAAUAGCAAUUUUGAGACAACAGUUAGUAGAACUCAAAGAAACCGCUUUAGAAUUAGAAAGAACGAUUCAAUUGAAGGAAUCUCAUGUGGAUACAGUAAAACGAGAUAAUGAGAGAUUAUUACAAGAAUUGAAAAAGCAGCAAAGAACUAACAGAAGUAUAAAACAACAGCUGGAUGAUGAGAGAUAUUUUUAUCAAAAAGAAAAAGAUCAUUUUCAUCGAGAAUUAGAAAAUUACAAGGAAAAAUAUUCGGAAAGUAAUUCCAAGUUUCACUAUCAUGAAUGCGAGAAAAUAAAAUCUCAUUUUGAAGAAGUGAAUCGAGAUUUGAAAAAUAAAUUGAAUGAAAAAAGUCAAACGACCUAUAAUCUUUGUGUGAAAUUUCUGCGAAUGAAAAUGUCUAAAGAAACACUGAGAAAAAAAUUAGAUCGCCUCAUCAAUGAGCAUUUGCAAGUGAUGUCGGAGAUGAUGGAAAAAUUGGAUGAAGCAAGAGAAGAAUUCAAUAUCAUUGUUUCCGACAAAUUUCAAGAAAAAUUGCCAAUUGAUAAAUUAAAGUAUCUUCAGAUUGUAAAGAAAAAUAGUCGUUUGGUCCAUGAGAAUGCAACAUUAAAGUUACAAAUUCAAUAUCUUAUACAAACAAUUGAUACAUUUAAGAAUGAUUCAGAAAAUUCAAAACCAGUAAAAAUUGAUCCUAAAACUAUUGACAAAUUAAUAGAACGUAAUCGGGAAACACGUCGAAGGAAUUAUUUGCAAAAAAUUGUAACAUUACCGUGUAGGGACAAAAUCGAGACUCAACUUUAUUCUAAUAUGGAAACUUACCGGAUUGUCGAUCAAUCGGGUGACGCUAACUUGGUAACGAAACUUGAUGAAAAACAUUGUAAUCAAGUUUUGGAAAUGGAUAAAGAAUUUUCAAUAUCUAAUCAUGAUCAAUAUUUCAUUGGAGCAAAAAUCAUAGACACACAAAGUGCACCAGCAAUCGUUCAAUCAUCCACAUUUGAGCAAUACCAUUUUAUUUUGACGGAUGGCAUUAUUUUUGAACGAAAUCUCAAUGUUCGUGAUAUGGGAACGACAACUUAA